GAUUGCCGCAGCUUCCUUAUUAGCACUUCUCGGUGCUCACACUUACCUUCCGUCUGUCUCGUAAAUGGCUAUUCCAAGCUACCUCUCACUCUUGUCCUCAUCUCCCUUUCCCAAGCUCUACAGCUACUCUUCACUCUCCCCAGUUCCCACAUCGAUCUCUUUCCUCUCAUCCAUGUCGGAAUUCAGACCCAAACCAAGCACUCCUCCGCUACACAGUGCCUGCUCCGUUUCGAAUCCCGACUCAGUAGGCGAAGAUUUGCCUCUUGACUAUGGGGAUUGGUUCCCGAAACGGGACCCGAGCGAUCGUAGAAGAGCCGGUGUCCUGCUCCAUCCGACGUCCCUCAGAGGACCUCAUGGGAUCGGUGAUUUUGGAGACGAGGCGUUUCGUUUCGUCGACUGGCUUUAUGAUACUGGCUGCUCCGUCUGGCAGGUUCUUCCUCUUGUUCCUCCAGGAAGGAAGGCUAAUGAAGAGGGAUCGCCCUACUCCGGCCAGGAUGCAAAUUGUGGUAACACUCUCUUGAUAUCUCUCGAAGAGCUUGUUAAGGAUGGUCUGUUGAUGGAGGAGGAGUUACCAAAACCAUUUGAUGCGGACAGUGUAAACUUCUCUACUGUUGCUGACCUAAAGGAUCCUCUGAUAGCUAAGGCUGCUGAGAGGCUUGUUUUGAGUGAAGGUGAGCUUAAGAGUCAGCUUGAGGCUUUCCGCAGAGACCCUAAUAUAUCCAGCUGGCUUGAAGAUGCAGCUUAUUUUGCUGCUAUUGACAACAGUAUAAAUGCUUUCAGUUGGUAUGAGUGGCCUGAACCCAUAAAGAAUCGCCAUCUUGCAGCCUUGGAAAAUAUUUACCAAAGCAAAAAGGAUUUCAUAGAUAAUUUCAUUGCCCAACAGUUCUUAUUCCAACGGCAAUGGCAAAAGGUUCGCAGUUAUGCCCAGAUGAAGGGAAUCAGCAUAAUGGGUGACAUGCCCAUUUAUGUAGGUUACCACAGUGCAGAUGUUUGGGCAAAUAAGAAACAUUUUUUGCUGAACAGGAAUGGUUUUCCACAUCUAGUUAGUGGUGUUCCCCCUGAUGCAUUCAGUGCAACCGGUCAGCUAUGGGGCAGCCCUUUGUAUGAUUGGAAAGCCAUGGAAAGAGAUGGAUUUUCAUGGUGGAUACGCCGCAUACGACGUGCGCAGGAUCUUUAUGAUGAAUUUAGGAUAGACCACUUUAGAGGGUUUGCUGGCUUUUGGGCAGUCCCUUCUGAAGCAAAAGUUGCAAUGGUUGGAAGAUGGAAGGUGGGACCUGGAAAAUCCUUAUUUGAUGCAAUCUCCAGAGGAGUUGGGAAGAUUAAUAUAAUAGCAGAAGAUUUGGGAGUUAUCACAAAGGAUGUAGUCCAGCUUAGGAAAUCCAUUGGGGCUCCUGGAAUGGCUGUCCUCCAGUUUGGUUUUGGAAGUGAUGCUGAUAACCCUCACUUGCCUCAUAAUCAUGAACGCAAUCAAGUGGUGUACACUGGAACUCAUGAUAAUGACACAAUCCGAGGUUGGUGGGACGUUUUGAAGCAAGAAGAGAAGUCCAAUGUACUGAACUAUCUCCCAAUUACGGAGGAAGAUCAUAUCUCAUGGGCUCUUAUCCAGUCUGCGUUAUCUUCAGUGGCCAAAACUGCAAUCAUACCCAUGCAAGAUGUUCUGGGGCUAGGGAACUAUGCUAGGAUGAAUAUUCCUGCCACUCAGUUUGGAAAUUGGAGUUGGAGGUUGCCUAGUUCAUCAAGCUUCGAUAACCUGGAGCCUGAAGCAAUGAAACUGAGGAAUAUGCUUUCUAUGUACGGCCGACUGUAAUACUUACAUAAAAUGUAUGGCCGAGUGUAAUAUCAUCGAUGCUGAGAUUUCUUUAAGCGGCUACAACUCGACCCCCCCGGGGGUUCGCCAUCCAUCUUUUUAUUUUAUUUUUAUUUUGUAGUAGAACUACGUAUAUACAGUAUACCAUGUAUCAUAAAUAAACUUGGUAUAACUCGAAAUAAGACUUAUGAACAAAUCUGGUUUUUUCUUUA
Carya illinoinensis is the source of this 2019-nucleotide messenger RNA. RefSeq names its product 4-alpha-glucanotransferase, chloroplastic/amyloplastic. NCBI's taxonomy places the organism in Eukaryota, Viridiplantae, Streptophyta, Magnoliopsida, Fagales, Juglandaceae. Gene Ontology annotation, molecular function: 4-alpha-glucanotransferase activity. The record is from RefSeq and is a predicted model, not a curated record. Bases 65 to 1807 code for a protein of 580 amino acids. The transcript has 16 exons. Gene Ontology annotation, biological process: carbohydrate metabolic process.